UGUCUCUCCCCGAAACCUUACUCCGCCUCCGCCGCACAACCCUAAGAGAGGCACGGAAAAAUGGCUCAGGAAUCCCUAAUCCUCCGCGGAACAAUGAAGGCUCACACCGAUUGGGUGACGGCCAUCGCCGCUCCAAUCGACAACGCCGACUUUAUCGUCUCAGCCUCCCGCGACAAAUCCAUCAUAGUCUGGUCUCUCACAAAGGACGGCCCUCAAUUUGGCGUCCCACGCCGCCGCCUCACCGGCCAUUCCCAUUUUGUCCAGGACGUCGUCCUCUCCUCCGACGGCCAAUUCGCUCUCUCCGGCUCCUGGGACGCCGAGCUCCGCCUCUGGGACCUUCAGACCGGCACCACCGCUCGCCGCUUCGUCGGCCACACCAAGGACGUCCUCUCCGUCGCAUUCUCCAUCGACAACCGCCAGAUCGUCUCCGCUUCCCGUGACCGCUCCAUCAAGCUGUGGAACACCCUGGGCGAGUGCAAGUACACGAUUCAGGAUCAGGACGGGCACUCCGAAUGGGUAUCUUGCGUGCGUUUCAGCCCUAAUACUCUGCAGCCCACCAUCGUCUCUGCGUCUUGGGACCGCACCGUGAAAAUCUGGAAUCUGUCCAACUGCAAGCUUCGGUCUACUCUUGCUGGGCACACUGGCUAUGUGAACACUGUUUCUGUGUCGCCUGAUGGCUCGCUUUGUGCUAGCGGAGGAAAGGAUGGGGUGAUCCUGCUCUGGGAUUUGGCUGAGGGCAAGAGACUUUACUCCCUCGAAGCUGGAUCAAUUAUUCAUGCCCUCUGCUUCAGCCCCAAUAGGUACUGGCUCUGUGCCGCCACAGAGUCUAGCAUUAAGAUCUGGGAUUUGGAGAGCAAGAGCAUUGUGGUGGACCUCAAGGUUGAUCUUAAGCAGGAGAGUGAAAUGGCUGCGGAAGGAAAUACCUCUUCCAAAAACAAGGUGAUAUUCUGCACCAGUUUGAGCUGGAGUGCCGACGGGAGCACUCUUUUCAGUGGGUAUACAGACGGUGUCAUAAGAGUUUGGGGCAUUGGACGGUACUAGUAGGUCAAUCUUAGGCAAAGAACAACAUGAUCCAUAAAUGAUCAUAUUUAUUGUUAUUUAGAGGUGUGUUUGAAUUUUGGAAAGAUAUCCAGAUUUUCUUUGCCUGACUUGGUUUAGCCAGGUAUUCGCCGUUUUAAUUUUGGAUAUUUAAUUGUGUUUUUGUCACCAAGUUUCCCCUUGAAAGCUCUAUAAUCCCUUUAUCCUCAUAUAUCUUAUUUUCCUGUUCUGCUAUGGGAUCUUGCAUAAAUCAUCUUGUGUGCAGCCAUGAGCGAAGUAUACUCUUCACUUUUCUAAUGCUGAAUAGUUUCUGAA
Messenger RNA from Ipomoea triloba (trilobed morning glory), 1353 nucleotides. RefSeq names its product guanine nucleotide-binding protein subunit beta-like protein. Lineage: Eukaryota; Viridiplantae; Streptophyta; Magnoliopsida; Solanales; Convolvulaceae. Gene Ontology annotation, cellular component: cytosol; nucleus. Gene Ontology annotation, molecular function: ribosome binding; protein kinase C binding; translation regulator activity. The transcript has 2 exons. The record is from RefSeq and is a predicted model, not a curated record. Gene Ontology annotation, biological process: positive regulation of protein phosphorylation; rescue of stalled cytosolic ribosome. The coding region runs from base 61 to 1041 and encodes 326 amino acids.